AUGAACGCUCUCAAUUCCUCCACAGCGCCUGCGGGAGAGUACGCCGGAGACGAAGUCUCCGCGAUCGUCCUCGACCCAGGAUACAACACAACCCGUGCCGGCUUCGCAGGGGAAGACGUUCCCAAAUCCGUGUGCCCAACCUUCUACGGCUACAUCGAUUCGGACUCUGGGCCCCAGUACCUCUUCGGCGAAAACGCGAUCCACAAUCCUCAAGCGAACCUACAGAUUAAGAAUCCCUGGGGUGCCGACGGCAUCGUGGAAGACUGGGACACCGCAACCAAGCUCUGGCAGUAUGCCAUAACGUCGCGAUUGACAGGGCCAAGGGAGCGCCCACCAAUAAGGAGCUCUGCAAAUGAGCAGAAUGGAAGUGGAAAUCGGGAUCCGGAUGCCAUGGACGUGGACGUGGAGGUUGCGGUAGAAAGCACGGAGAAGCCGCUUGAAGACAGCCCUCUGCUCAUGACCGAACCAGGCUGGAAUCCCACCAAAGCACGCGAAAAAGCUAUCGAAAUAGCCAUGGAAGAAUGGGGCACGCCAGCAUUCUACCUCCAAAAAACCGGCGUUCUCGCCGCCUUCGCCUCCGGCAAAGCGUCCGGCAUCAUCAUCGACGUCGGCGCAUCCCAUACCUCCGUCACCCCCGUCCUCGACGGGAUGGUCCUUAAAAAGGGCGUCCAGAAAUCCCCGCUGGCAGGGAACUUCGUGUCCUCGCAAAUCCGCCUGCUUUUCAAGCAGGCCCAACCCGAAAUCCAGAUCACCCCCCACUAUCUCGUCAAAUCCAAAACCGCCGUCGACGCCGGCGCUCCUGCCCAAGCCGUCUACCGCUCCUUCGAUCCUCCUCCACAUUCCUCCUUCCGCCACCACGAAGAAGACCGCGUUCUCACCGAAUUCAAAGAAUCUGUCGUCGAAGUUUGGCCCGGCCCCCAACGCCUCUCGGUCGGUCCCAACGAGGAGAUCGCGAAAAGUCAACCAGGCCGCCCCUUCGAAAUGCCCGACGGCUGGAACCAGGUCUUCGGGAUUGAGCGCUUCAAGGCCGCAGAGGGUCUCUUUGACGCCUCCGCCGCGCAGACCGAUGCCGAACACCCGCGCCCCAAGGACGAGCAUACGAUUCCGAAGCUCGUGCAGGCUGCGCUGGCGAGCGUGGAUGCAGAUCAGAGACCCAUGUUACUGGCCAACAUUGUGGUAACGGGCGGUUCGACGCUGCUGUACAAGUUCAAUGAUAGGCUGCUGGCGGAAUUGAAUGCUAUGUAUCCCAGUACGCGGAAUAAAAUCAUUGCCCCGGGGAGUAUUGUGGAGAGGAAGUAUGCGGCGUGGAUUGGGGGCAGUAUAUUGGCGAGUUUGGGGAGUUUUCAUCAGUUGUGGAUUUCGAAAAAGGAGUAUGAGGAGCAUGGUGUUAACAUCGUGGAGAAGAGGUGUAGGUAGAUGGACUUGUGGGGGGAUGGAGUGAA
This is a messenger RNA of Westerdykella ornata, 1442 nucleotides long. Its product is annotated as actin-like protein-like protein 6A. The record is from RefSeq and is a predicted model, not a curated record. Gene Ontology annotation, cellular component: NuA4 histone acetyltransferase complex; SWI/SNF complex. The transcript has 2 exons. Gene Ontology annotation, biological process: regulation of transcription by RNA polymerase II. NCBI's taxonomy places the organism in Eukaryota, Fungi, Ascomycota, Dothideomycetes, Pleosporales, Sporormiaceae. Gene Ontology annotation, molecular function: chromatin binding. Bases 1 to 1416 code for a protein of 471 amino acids.